This is a messenger RNA of Fomitiporia mediterranea MF3/22, 633 nucleotides long. RefSeq lists its product as uncharacterized. The record is from RefSeq and is a predicted model, not a curated record. NCBI's taxonomy places the organism in Eukaryota, Fungi, Basidiomycota, Agaricomycetes, Hymenochaetales, Hymenochaetaceae. Bases 1 to 633 code for a protein of 210 amino acids. The transcript has a single exon.
AUGAGCUACCUUCAAACGUACCUGGACACAUGUGAAUUGGGCAUGCGCUCUGAGCGAGCUAAGGUGUUUUGCAGAUGGAUGGAUGCGUGUAUCCAGCACCAGGUACUCCCAACUAGCGAACCCAUCCUCCAUGACGUCUUUACGCCAUCAUUCCACGGUUCCCGUAUUCUAGAUCUAUGCAACAACCCAUGCAACUGCAACAACAUGAUCUGUGGUUUGGCUUCUAUCAUGGACGACUCCGAUUAUUGGAAGCAGCCAGCAAGUAGAUUUGGAUCUAUGCUACUUGGAGUGAAGUAUGGUCCCUGUGUUCAUUACGUUCACGGGGGUGAAUAUCCCGUUUCUAUAUAUCGGUUCGUCAAUAGCAUCCAUAGGGAACUACACAAACCUCUUGAAAUCUUCGAACUGGACACGACCACACUUCCCCCAGACACGGCCGCUCUAUAUGACAAAUAUCGCGAGAUGCUAUGCCUAACCGAUGUUCAUUAUCAGUGGAGGACGAUGGGAGAUAUGAAUAGGAAAUAUCAGUGGGUCGACCUUAUCCACGGCACGACUGGAAGUUCUGGCGUACCUUUGACCCUCAAACUCACUUUUCGAUCCCAGAAUGUCAACUGCCGCCACUACUUUUUCGCUUAA